UGAACGCAGCUGAAGCGCUUUGUGUCACAUUGUAAAUCUUCCUCCUGUGAACCUCACUUUUGGUUCCGUCUGAAUAUUUGAAUUGAAUUUAUAAAUGUUAACACCGGAUGUUUACAUGUCGCGUGUCUCUGAUGUAAAACAACAAACAACCACCAGAAGCCGGUGAACGAGCCCUCGUGCUGUCGGACAGGUGGAGGUGUCAUGGCGGUGUCUCAGGUGAGUCCAGGUGUGUUCCUCAGUGAUCUGGACUCAGCUCUGAACGUCAGUGUGUUGACCAGCAGGAACAUCACGCUCAUCGUUAACGCCAGUGGACUGGAGGGUGUGUCCUACCCUCAGCUGGACCUGCAGCUCCUUCACGUCCCCGUCCAGGAUCAACCUCAUGCCCCCCUGAGCCACUACUUUGAAUCUGUGGCUGAACGGAUCCGUCAAAACCACACAGGGGCCACGCUGGUCCACUGCACCGCCGGCAGGAGUCGAUCCCCCGCCCUGAUCAUGGCCUACCUGAUGAGGUGUGAGGGUCUUAGCCUCCGUCGGGCUCAUGAGCAGGUUCUGGAUCAGCGGCCCUUCAUCAGACCCAACGCUGGAUUCUGGCGGCAGCUGAUGGACUAUGAGCGCACUCUGUUCAGCAGGAACUCGGUGCGGAUGGCGCGGACGUCCUGUGGCGUCCUGCCUGAGGCUCUGCAGGACUCUGAGGACAGAGCUGCGUACUGCGUUAACGUCUGAGGAAACGGAUCCAGAUUCUCCUGAAGGUCCAGAAGUUGUGACACGUCACAGAAAAACAACAAAAACUUAAUGAAUGUAAAGAAAAUUAAAACAUGAAUCAGUUGAUUUGAUGAAA
Messenger RNA from Hippoglossus stenolepis (Pacific halibut), 838 nucleotides. RefSeq names its product dual specificity protein phosphatase 14. The transcript has 3 exons. Gene Ontology annotation, cellular component: cytoplasm. Bases 202 to 723 code for a protein of 173 amino acids. Gene Ontology annotation, biological process: protein dephosphorylation. The record is from RefSeq and is a predicted model, not a curated record. Lineage: Eukaryota; Metazoa; Chordata; Actinopteri; Pleuronectiformes; Pleuronectidae. Gene Ontology annotation, molecular function: MAP kinase tyrosine/serine/threonine phosphatase activity.